This is a messenger RNA of Alternaria atra, 774 nucleotides long. RefSeq lists its product as uncharacterized. The transcript has a single exon. The record is from RefSeq and is a predicted model, not a curated record. Lineage: Eukaryota; Fungi; Ascomycota; Dothideomycetes; Pleosporales; Pleosporaceae. The coding region runs from base 1 to 774 and encodes 257 amino acids.
AUGCAAAUGUCCACUCCUCCACUCCUAGCACUGCCUGGCGAGCUCCGCAACCGCAUCUACGGAUUCUGUGUUGAACCCAAACAUCUGUACAUUCGGCGACACCCCAAGCGUACAAAGAAGCAUUACGCACAUGCCCGCUGUGGACUGUAUGGUAGCCUUCGAAAUGCGUGUCGACAAACGCGUGCAGAAUUCGGAUCAAUGUACAUGGCCAAAACUGUCAUGGUCGUCCACCAAAUUACGGCAAAUUUAUUUCUCAAGACCUUUUACCCGGAACUGAGGCAAAUUGCACUUGCAAGGAAAGAGCCACAAUCCAGGCGCAAUAUUGAAAUGCUUCCUGCGUCCAGGACCAAUGCCAUUCCUGGUGUGCAAGGCAACAUCCUAAUCAUCUUAUACUUCGGCACCCGAUUCGACGCUACGUUACUCGUACGCCUUUGCACGAAGUAUCCUCCGUUCAAAGUCACUUUCACCGAAGCCAGUGCAUGUCUUCGUCACGCUGCUCUCCUUGGCGACUUCUUCACCAUGCUCUCGUCCGGCGCUUUUCGUCCGGACUUUGAAAACGUCUUUGAGAAGGUUGAGAUUAGUUGCAGCAUGCUUCCCGAAAUACGCUUCAAUUUCUAUUCUGCAAGUGUAAUGGAAGGCGCGAUGGCGCAUUAUGGAACGGCGGAUCCCCGACAGUCGUUAGUUAAGAUGGGCGCGCCGCCUAUGAAUGCUUUUGCUAUUCUUUUCGCAGUUGAGACUGAGAGCGCGUACAAGCACUCUGCACCAUUACUCUGA